Misgurnus anguillicaudatus (oriental weatherfish) is the source of this 2087-nucleotide messenger RNA. NCBI's taxonomy places the organism in Eukaryota, Metazoa, Chordata, Actinopteri, Cypriniformes, Cobitidae. The record is from RefSeq and is a predicted model, not a curated record.
CAUUAAAAAAACAAAAAGAAGAUGAAGAACUAGAAACUACCAUGGAAACUACAAUGUAGGCUAACUUACUGUGUGAUGUUUCGUUUUUAUGCAAGCUUUAAAGCUUCGGUGGUUAGUGUCACAUAACUACUAGAACGGUUUCUGAGGAAUAAACAUCCCACAUAACUCUGGUCCGUUCGAUAAGAUGACAGAGGAGGACACGGAAUAUUUAUUCUGAUCUGCAGUUACAAAGGACAGUGAUGCGCCAUCAUUGGCUGCUGGUUGGUGUGUGUGGCUGGGUGCUGCUCAUCCUAAUGUUUAUCAGCAAGUUUAUCAAUGUCAGCUUCAGAAUUCCAGAUGGAAGGACAGAAAUGUUUGUUUGGACCAUGCCGUCUGUCAGAAUGAAACUUCCUUCAACCCAGCAGCUAGACAAAGCAGCAUCACAGCCAUUUAUAGUGCCCUCAGGUUAUUCUUCUCUGGUGGAGCCAAAAGACUGGCAGUCAGUAAUUGAGAGGCGUUUGGAGCUGUUAUCAACUGUUUGCAGAAAUUCAUCUCUCUGGAACCUUACACAUACAACUGUGCACAGAUUUGUCUUGGAUCGCAUUUUUGUGUGUGACAAACACAAGAUUCUCUUUUGCCAGACGCCUAAAGUGGGUAACACACAAUGGAAGAAGGUCCUAAUUGUUCUCAAUGGAAAGUUCACCAAGGUUGAGAUUAUACCCGAGAACCUGGUUCAUGACCAUGAGAGAAAUGGUUUACCCCGCCUUUCCUCUUUGACUGAGGCAGAGAUUCAUCAAAGAUUAAAUUCCUACUUCAAGUUCUUUAUUGUCAGAGACCCGUUGGAGCGUCUCAUAUCUGCAUUCAAGGACAAGUUUGUGAAGAACCCGCGAUUUGAACCAUGGUACAAACAUGACAUUGCCCCAGCCAUCAUCCGAAAAUACCGAAAAAGUCAUCGUGAUGAUGGUGAAAGUGUGGGUUUACGAUUUGAAGACUUUGUACGAUACUUGGGUGAUGAGACCGGUCGCCAACACUUGGACAGGCAGUUUGGUGAUCAUAUUAUUCAUUGGGUGACAUAUACUGACCUGUGUGCUCCUUGUGAUAUUUCCUAUAAUGUGGUGGGACACCAUGAGACUCUUGAGCGUGAUGCUCCAUAUAUCCUAAAAGCUGCUGGUAUCGCUGAUCUUGUGUCAUACCCAAACAUUCCACCAGGGAUAACACACUACAAUCGCACCAAGGUGGAACACUAUUUUACUGGAAUCAACAAACGAGUUAUUCGCCGUCUCUUUGCCCGUUACCAGGGAGACUUCAGCCUGUUUGGUUAUCCAAGACCUGACUUCUUGUUGGACUGAUAAAUAGAGAUUGCUUUUUAAAGCAACACUAUGUAGUUUUUCGACCUUUAAAUAGUCUCUAAAAUUAUUUCAGUGAUAGAACAACUCUUAACUGGACGAAUUCUACUGCUGCUGCAACCUGAGCAGCCUCCUAAGCUGCUACAAACACACUCUGAAAGUCGCGUGGUCGGGUAGAGCACACAGCACCUCCCCUCCCCCUGCCUGCAGAAGAGUGUCUGAUACCAGGCACUGUUGCGCUUUUCAACCACAUGGGGGAGCCAGAAGUCAAUCUUACAUGGAAAAUACAUAGUGUUGCUUUAAGGAUCACUUGGUGGUUUAUUUAGGAUUAAGGAGUAAUAAUUGCAACAAAACUACUGUUUACCUGUUGAACGACAUAUUUCCUUUUUAAAUGUUUUCUAAAUCAAAUAAUUAGUACACAGAGGAAUAUUUAUGUAUUUUUGGUCCAUGGUCGGCAUAAAAGGCCAACUUGUCUUGAAUUGCUAAAACCCAUAAACAGUAGAACAGUGGUUGCUAACAUUCCAGGAGUAAAGUUUUGACUUCUUAGUAAAUGUGUCUGAAAUAUUGGUCUGCAGUUGCCAUGUAAAGACAAAGUGUAUUGUUGUUCUUGUUGUUGUGUUGCUUAAGAACACAAGAACACUGUUCUGGCUGGUUGUUUUUGAGGAUGUCUCCAAAGUUGAUUAACAAGAGUUACAUUUACACUCUGACUAAUGAAAAUAAAGUGUCUUUUCAUUGUGUCUAAUAAAGUGGUGUUAAAAAAUA